Molecule: messenger RNA, 675 nt
Organism: Paramuricea clavata
Lineage: Eukaryota; Metazoa; Cnidaria; Anthozoa; Malacalcyonacea; Plexauridae
Source: the annotation of a GenBank genome assembly
AUGGCCUCUUACUACAGGCGUUUUAUUUCUGGUUUCAGUGACAUUGCAGGUCCUCUUCAUCGUCUGACGCAAAAAGGUGUCCGCUUUGAUUGGGACAAGAACUGUCAACGAGCGUUCGAACAACUGAAAGAACAACUUAUAUCUAACCCUGUUUUGGCAUUUCCUGACUUAAAUGGAGACUAUAUAUUGUAUACGGAUGCGAGUGAUGUGGGCAUAGGUGCAGUGCUGACCCAAAAGGAUGAAAACUAUGAUGAGGAAGAAAAAGUGGUUUCUUUUGCAUUUUCGGCAUUUUCGGGUGCUGAAAAGAACUGGACAACAACAGAAAAGGAAGCAUUUGCAGUGGUCUGGGCUUUACAAUACUUUCACCCAUAUGUAUAUGGGAGAAAGGUCACCAUAUAUACUGAUCAUAAUGCUUUGAAAUGGCUUCGAGACAUCAAACAUCCAAAUGGUAAAUUAGCUCGUUGGAUAUUAAAAUUGGAAGAAUAUGACUAUACGAUAGAACACCUACCUAACACGAAAAUGCAGCAUGCGGAUGCCUUGUCUCGUGCACCUGUGAACACUAUCUUGGUUUCGAUGUCAACCUGGCAAGAGUUUGAAGACAUGCAAACGUUCGACGAGGAUAUUCAGUUGGUUUCUAGAGUGUUUCUAGACCAGAUCAAAAACCGGUUGAUGUGA